This is a messenger RNA of Lotus japonicus, 2753 nucleotides long. RefSeq names its product ADP-ribosylation factor GTPase-activating protein AGD1-like. The coding region runs from base 94 to 2508 and encodes 804 amino acids. Gene Ontology annotation, cellular component: cytoplasm. The record is from RefSeq and is a predicted model, not a curated record. Lineage: Eukaryota; Viridiplantae; Streptophyta; Magnoliopsida; Fabales; Fabaceae. The transcript is spliced from 20 exons. Gene Ontology annotation, molecular function: protein binding; GTPase activator activity.
AAACAAACCUCUUUUUUCUUUUUCUUCUGAAAAUUACUUUCUCUGCACAACAAAACAAGAAACACAAUUCACAACAAAAAAAAUUGUUCCAAAAUGUAUUUCACAAAACUCAAUGACUCGCCCAUGUUCCGACAACAGCUUCAGUCCCUGGAAGAAAGUGCAGAAUCGUUGCGCUCGAGAUGCUGGAAGUUCUACAAAGGAUGUCGAAAGUACACGGAAGGGCUUGGAGUGGCAUAUGAUGAAGAUAUAGCAUUUGCAAGUUCCCUAGAAAAUUUUGGAGGAGGGCAUAGUGAUCCUUUAUUUGUAACUUUAGGUGGACCGGUGAUGACCAAAUUCUCUGUUGCUAUGAGAGAAAUUAGUACAUACAAGGAGCUUCUUCGGUCACAGGUGGAGCACAUGCUCAAUGACAGGUUACUGAACAUUCUAAAUGUUGAAAUCCUUGAUGUCAAGGAAGCUCGGAGGCGUUUUGACAAAGCUUCUCUUGUAUAUGAUCAGGCUCGCGAGAAGUUUAUGUCACUGAGAAAAAGCACUAAGCUUGAGAUUUCCACUGUCAUAGAAGAGGAUAUGCACAAUGCAAGAACGUCAUUUGAGGAAGCUCGUUUCAAUCUGGUUAGUGCUCUUCAUAAUGUUGAAGCGAAGAAGCGAUUUGAGUUUUUGGAGGCUGUCACUGGAGUUAUGGAUGCUCAUCUUCGAUACUUUAAACAGGGAUAUGAGUUAUUAAAUGAGUUGGAGCCUUUCAUUAUCGAGGUUUUGGCUUAUGCACAAAAAGCAAGAGAAAGUCACAAUGAGGAGCAGAUUUCUCUUUGCGAAAGAAUGGUGGAGUACAAAAAACUAGUUCAUCAAGAAAGUAAGUUGUCCUUGAAUGGCCCUUAUGGUUCUCCAAGUGGAGAAGGUGUGCAUGUGCAGCCUUUUUCCAGGAUUUCAAAUAAAGUGGUAGAUGCAGUAACAGAAUCCGCCGCAGAUGGAAAGGUUCGAAUCAUUAGGCAAGGGUAUCUCUCCAAACGUUCCUCCAAUUUGAGAGGUGACUGGAAGAGAAGGUAUUUUGUUCUUGAUAGUCACGGAAUGCUUUACUACUAUCGCAAACCAUGGAGUAGUUCACAGAGUGGAAAUCAAUCAUCUUCACAGAGGAAUAGUGCUACUGAUAAUAGUGCUGGGAUUCUGAGUCGGUUGCUUUCUUCUUCGCAUCACCAUGGAGUUGUUCAUGAUGAAAAAUCUGUGGUACGCCAUACGGUGAACUUGCUGACAUCAACAAUCAAGGCUGAUGCUGAACAGUCAGAUUUAAGGUUCUGCUUCAGGAUUAUUUCACCAUCAAAGGUUUUUACAUUACAGGCAGAAAAUGCCCUGGACCAGAUGGAUUGGAUGGAACAGAUAAAUGGAGUAAUUGCCUCUUUAUUGACACUGGGGAAGUCUUUCCCAACUGACUCGGAAAGUGGUGACUCUGAAUCUACCAGCAAGUACGAUUCAUUACAAAAUUCUCCAGUUUAUCGAGCUGUCAGCGGAGAUUCAUCAUACAAGGACGUGGCUACUAGUAGACCAUCUGAAGACUUGCAGAGGAGUAGGCCGAGUAUAAAAAUUGAAAAGCCAAUGGAUGUUCUUAGAAAGGUUAGCGGGAAUGACAAAUGUGCUGAUUGUGGUAAACCUGAACCAGAUUGGGCAUCCUUAAACCUUGGAAUCCUUAUAUGCAUUGAAUGCUCUGGUGUUCACCGUAAUCUUGGUGUACAUCUAUCAAAAGUAAGAUCACUAACACUUGAUGUGAAAAUAUGGGAUUCCUCAGUCUUAGCCUUGUUUCAGUCACUGGGCAAUCUCUUUGCAAACUCAGUUUGGGAGGAGCUGUUGCAUUCGACAAGUACUUCGCAAACUGAUGAUACUCCUGAUGGUUCAUCAAAGGCAAACACAAAAAAGUUAUUUCAUGCAAGAAAACCAGCACAUGAUGAUCCUAUUUCACUAAAGGAGAGGUUCAUUUUUGCAAAGUAUUCUGAGAAAGUCUUUGUUCGCCGGAUGACAAAAAACCACCGUCUCCUUUCAGUGGCACAACAGGUGUGGGAAAGCAUCUGCAGCAACGACAAGAAAGCCGUGUAUCGACAUAUUGUCAAAUCAGAUGUGGAUGUCAAUGCUAUUAGUGGAGAAGCAUUACAUGGAUAUUCUUCCAACAUGCCUUCUUCAAGUAAUUCAGAUUCAGAAAUAUCAUCUAAAAGUAAAGAUCAACUAAUUGGGGACAUACAAGAAGGUGCUAGAGUGUUACACCUGGCAUGCCUAACAAGCGAUGCUGUAAUGGUAGAGCUGCUCAUACAGUGCGGGGCGGAUGUAAAUGCUAUUGAUUCAAGAGGUUGUACACCACUGCAUUACUGCAUUAUGAGAGGGAACAAUGCAUCUGCAAAAGUGCUUAUUUCAAGGGGGGCAAAUCCAACAGCGGUUGACAAAGAAGGCAAUACUCCUCUUAAGCUUGCAUGGGAAUCCAGCACUGUUAGCAAAGACAUUUUUGCUCUCUUAACAAGCACAAGCAGAUAGUAUUCCUUCAAGACUUACUACAAGGGGUCAGAAAAAUCCAUGUCUCAUUAUAGAGAAAAUUGAGGACCACAAAGCUUGUCCAAGGCGCCUGAAGCAGGUUGGCUUGUUUUGCUGGGCCAAAUGUUAAUGUUUAUCAUCUUCUGUUGUAAGAUGGGACAGGCUCUGUAAUGGGACAACUUUGACCAAGUUUUGCAACGUUCAUCCUUUCUGUUGACAAAAAAUAUAUAACAUUCAUCAUUUUCAAA